This is a messenger RNA of Tyto alba (common barn owl), 5855 nucleotides long. It is a transcript of the gene TADA2A, whose product is annotated as transcriptional adaptor 2A. Gene Ontology annotation, biological process: chromatin remodeling; regulation of transcription by RNA polymerase II. NCBI's taxonomy places the organism in Eukaryota, Metazoa, Chordata, Aves, Strigiformes, Tytonidae. The transcript is spliced from 16 exons. Bases 520 to 1851 code for a protein of 443 amino acids. Gene Ontology annotation, cellular component: nucleus; SAGA-type complex. The record is from RefSeq and is a predicted model, not a curated record. Gene Ontology annotation, molecular function: transcription coactivator activity; zinc ion binding; chromatin binding.
GCUGCAGGAGCAGCCUGUGCUCGGUGCUGGUGCUGCACCGGUGGGUUAGCGGUGCACAGGUUCAAGCACCCUUGUAGAUGGGGCUGGAGUGGUUUGCCAUUGAGAGAGUGAAGUGAGUGCCCGGAGGUGGCUGUGCGGUGUCACUUACGGCCACGGAGUAACAAGUCCAGCCUGGAAGUUGCUCUUGGUUGUCUGGGGAUCCCAGCAGCAGUACAGGGAUGUGUAGCCGGGAUCGAAGCAGCUACCAUCUGUGUGGAGGGGCUGCACAGCUUCAGUGGUGUCCCUGGGCACGGGACCAUGCUUCCUUCACGUGGUGCACGGAGGAGAACAGUCUAGAAAGAGAAACAUGAAUUUGAAUAAGACGCUCUGGGAGAAUCUCCUCUGCAAGGGCUGCGUGAGAGACGUCUGUAGGGAGAGAAUACCCUUUUUGGACAUUCUGACUGGGCAAGGCUUAUGCUACAGGCUUUUAAGCAAGACAGGCUUUAUUCAGAGGAGCAAGAACACCACUGAAGGAGAGGGAUGGAGCGCCUGGCCUCCUUCAGUAAUGACCCUUUUGAUAAGCCUCCUUGCCGAGGUUGCUCUUCAUAUCUCACAGAGCCCUACGUUAAGUGUGCUGAGUGUGGGCCUCCUCCCUUCCUCCUGUGUUUGCAGUGUUUCACACGAGGAUUUGAAUACAAGAAACAUCAGAGUGAUCACACUUACGAGAUAAUGACUUCUGAUUUUCCUGUCUUGGAUCCUAACUGGACAGCCCAAGAGGAAAUGGCUCUCCUAGAAGCUGUGAUGGACUGUGGAUUUGGAAACUGGCAGGACGUAGCCAACCAGAUGUGUACAAAAUCCAAGGAGGAGUGUGAGAAACAUUAUAUGAAACACUUUAUCAACAAUCCCUUGUUUGCAUCUACAUUACUGAACCUGAAGCAGGCGGAGGAGGCACAGCACAACGAAACAGCCAUUCCUUUCCACCCUGCUGAUGAUCCCCCACGGCCUACUUUUGAUUCCUUGCUCUCCAGGGAUAUGGCUGGGUACAUGCCAGCGAGAGCCGACUUCGUUGAGGAGUUUGACAACUAUGCUGAAUGGGAUUUGAGAGAUAUUGAUUUUGUAGAAGAUGAUUCAGACAUUUUGCAUGCUCUGAAGAUUGCAGUUGUAGAUAUCUAUCAUUCCAGGUUAAAGGAAAGACAGAGAAGAAAAAAAAUUAUAAGAGAUCAUGGCCUAAUCAACCUCAGAAAAUUCCAGAUUUUGGAAAGGCGAUAUCCAAAGGAGGUUCAAGACCUUUAUGAAACAAUGCGACGAUUUGCUCGAAUUCUUGGACCAGUAGAGCAUGAUAAGUUCAUUGAAAGCCAUGCAUUGGAAUUUGAACUGCGAAGGGAAAUAAAGCGACUACAGGAAUACAGAGCAGCAGGAAUCACCAAUUUCUGUAGUGCCAGAACAUACGAUCACCUCAAGAAGACCAGAGAUGAGGAACGCCUGAAGCGCACCAUGCUUUCUGAAGUCCUGCAGUACAUCCAGGACAGCAGUGCCUGCCAGCAGUGGCUCAGUCGACAAGCUGAUAUUGAUUCCGGCCUGAGUCCCACGGUACCAGUUCCUUCAAAUUCAGGUAGACGGAGUGCCCCGCCACUGAACCUCACAGGUCUCCCAGGGACAGAGAAACUUAACGAGAAGGAGAAGGAGCUCUGUCAGAUGGUGAGGUUGGUCCCUGGAGCCUAUUUAGAAUAUAAAGCUGCUUUAGUGAACGAGUGUAACAAACAAGGAGGCCUGAGACUAGCUCAGGCUAGAGCACUCAUCAAGAUCGAUGUGAACAAAACCAGGAAAAUCUAUGACUUCCUUAUCAGAGAAGGGUACAUCACGAAAGCCUGAGGACAGACAUCAGCACUUUGGCUGGAGCAGACAGAUGUGGAGAAGCUUUGAAGUCACUUUGACAGCGCUGAAAGAUUUUAACAGUGUUGAAUGAAGGACAUUUCCUUUUGUUUAAAAUCUUUUGGGGCUUUUUUUUUUUUUUUUUUUUUGCAAAAACAAGUAGGGAGCAUUGUUAAAUGGUGUGAAUACUGACAUUUCUUUGUCCGGUUUCCUUUUGACUCUGCUGUUUAACAUUGCUGUUGUCAGAAUUAUGCUGCCACGUAGCGCUGGAAAGAAUCAUAUGCCAUAUAAGCUAAUCUUAAAUGUGAAUGGACAUUCAUUUCUAACACCUCUUGUAACUAAAAAGAGAAUCACAGUGCUUUUAUGCUGACAGUGACACAGAAUAAGGACAGAAGAGCAGCACGCAAUGAAAGUCACACUUUGACUUUGUGUGAGUUCAGGGGUAUAGAAAUGCAGUCCCCUCCCUUCUUGUACUCCUAAAACAGUGGCAGCUUUCAAAGGAGAUAGCACAUGCCCGAGGGUGUAAAAAUAGAGUUCACAGUGGUCCAGUCUUUUUAACUUAAUUGUGAUAAAGGAUGGAAAAAGACAUUGCAGGGAAGCUCCUCAACAGUUGUUACUUUUAUGUGAUAUUAGCACAUAUCACAGCAUGAGAGAACCGUACAAACCAGUAAGCUUCAUCUGCUUGCUACUUGAUUUGUGAUAGUCAAGUUAUAUAUAAUCCCUCAGUUUAAGUCAUCGUUGCUCCGGCUCGUUGGAAAGGCUGGAUGGUACAACCAGAGCUGCCUUUUGGAACAUAAAUACACUCAGUACCCCGACGUUCUCUCACGAAGAUCAUGGUGAAGAGCACAACGAGCUGCCCGGAGCACACACUCGAGCCCUUCCCACCCUCCUGUUCGUGGGGCCUUUCGGCUACCGCAUUAGCGGCGACGUUCCCCGCUGGCCGACAAAGCGAUGACGAGGUGCAAGAAGUCACUACCCCCCCACACACCCCGUCACAUCAGAUGAUCCAUCGUACGGCUUCAGAACAAAACGUUUGCAUUGGAAAAUGCGACUGGAUGAUGAAGAUGGUCCUUUUCAGAUGCAGCUCGCCGUGGCUCACUAGACAGUGAUCUCUAUCAAACAGCUUCCACUGCUAACGUAUAACGCUGAAAUAAUGGCCCAUAAGUAGCCUAACAGCCAAGGCCGGUGGGAUGUUGGUUGCUCUCCACUUUGGGAUCUCGUGAAAAAGCUGAACUGAGCUACAGUUAUACUGAUACCUAUUUAGGUUUGAUUUGGUUUGGGUUUUUUUCCCCAGAGUAAUUAUCCUGUGUACCUGAGGUGCCACUGAACGUGAAGUAUUUUGGUUUAUAAUAAAAUCAAAAUGGCUUGAAACAAUCUUACAGCCAUGUUCCUGGACUCUGAGUGAGACUAAACGUCACGCAACUGCCUCCACCUAUAUCCAUCAGCUUCUCACCACGAGAGAGGAGAUAAAUGUCUAAAAGUGGCUGUAUGGCUGUGACCACUAAAUUACCUAGAAAACAGUAAUAUUUAAAGAAAAAGCAGCAGUAAUAAACCACAUGUUGAAGAUUAAAGCCUGUAGCAAUUGAGACUGUACAGACUGGGAAUGCCAAAGGGAGGGGACAAAGUAAACUGUAAAUCCUUGGGAAUGUUUCUCCCAGUUGUCUUAAUAUUAAACAAACAGCCAAACUACCUUUCCUCGUGCCCAGUCUCCUGUGCCGUGACUUGCACUAAAAGGCAGUAGGGGAGCCAAAUACACCGGUCCCUGCUGGGACCAUCCUGAGCUCAGCCGCAUCCCCACCCAGCAAACUUCAGUGACCUUCCUUUGCCCCAGAGGGACCCAAACGGGGCUGUGAGCGUGACCCGCCUUGGCCAAACACAGGACUACCCAGACCCGAGCUGUUGCCGAGCCCCCUGCUUCGGGCAGUGACCAUCUGGAAAAUGUUGGGGAGAAAAGAUCUCUGCAAAGGAGAGAACUGCGAUCCUUCCACUGGCCAGGAGGGGAACCAGAAAAGAGACUUUUCUUCUCUGAGGUAAGUAGGAGAGUGGGAGGCAGUGGGACUGGGAUGUUUCCCUCGCAUAGCGUCAAGGUGCACAACCAACAGGUUUUCCCCUUUCGCGGGGCGUCUCUCGGGCUCUAACACCAGGCAGUGUUGUGCUGCAGAAACGGGGCCAGAAAAGUCACAUCAGGAAAAAGCUGUUGGGUUAAAAAGCUCCAUCUGUGCCCACGCCAGGCCGGGGGGGUGAGAUGGGGACCAGGGGCUGGGGGGGCUGGCCGGUGCCGUGGCCAUGGAGAGCCCACCGAGGCACGGCCGUCCCGUGGCUGCUCACACCCUCCGUUCAAGGACGGGCAAGUGAUCAGGCACUGGAGACAGCGACGGCAGGAUUUUGGGUACAAAUCUAACGCUUGUAGCACCGACUGGGGCCAGCCUGGCCCGCAGGACGGGGACCCCUUCACCCACGUGCUUUCAAACCACUUCCAAUAAAAUAAAACUCAGCGAACAGACAAGCAAAACCCACCCAAAAAGGUGCCAGCUGAGGCCAAGCUCACCCGCACGGUUUAUGAACCAGAGCAAGCUUUGCAGGAGGCUCCUCCGGGGCACAGGGGCUCGAGCCAACGCCAACAGAUCCCUGCCCCUUUGGUGACAAAAUCCUCCCCUCCGCGCUCCCGCGAGCGCCAUUAAACAGAGAGGAAUGAGAAGCUGGUCAUCAGGCACAGGACAGCCCCUCUCCCCAUCACUUUUGUCCCUCCCAGCCCGGUGCACGCUGCCAUGGCCCCUCUGAACCAUUUCCCAACGCUCGGGGAAGGUGGUUUUGGGGAGGAAAGCUGCCCCCCCCCCCAAGCUCCUGGCUGUCUCGCUGGUCCCUCCUCCUUUAAAUCCCUCCGGCUCCUCUCUGACUCGUCACAAAAUGUCUCCGUCGCUGCCUGCCAGACCCAGCUCCAGCCUCCCAAGAGCUAGCUGUCGCCUCGAUGUCAUUUGGAGAGGCUUUGAACAGGGGGAAUCUAUCUUUAUCCGCGCCGGGAAGCGCCAUGCGUGGCUCUGGCACCGUGCAAGUAAUUAACAAUAAUGAAAAGUUGGGGUUGCCAUGGAUAUGCUGUUCUAUUUACAACGCGCAUCGCUCCCCAUCACCCGGACCCGUGCAGCAACCGAGGGAAAUCAGAACCCCAUUCACUGCCUUGGCGUGUGGUUUUAUUUUUAACCGGGAUGCUGUAAUAGGAAGGUGGCCAGGCGGGACGUCACAGGCAGGACAGCGGCUGCUCCUGCCCCUGCCACGGGCCGGCUCCUCCGCCGGCUCCUCGGGCUGUGGCUUGGGAAGCAGCACACGGGUCUCUCUCCAGAGAGCUGCUGCCAGUGAAAAGAAACCCAAUAAAAGCACUUUUCAGAUACCUCAAACUAACCGGUCAUGACUUUGCUGUAAAAAAAAAAAAAAAAAGCAAAAAAAAAAAAAGCAAAACAUCCAGACAGUCCGCACACACCUCUUUUUAAGAGCUUUGCUGCUAAAAGGCCCUCACUUUGGACCCUGCUUUGGGAUCAGUGUUACUUCAAGGGGAGGAAAAAAAAAAAAAAAAAAAAAAAGGAAAACAAAGGUAAAAAAACGAAACAAAACAAAAAACUGAAUGAGCCUGGGGGUUGGUUUUGGUGGGCUGCUGCGCGGGUCUCGCAUUGCACAGUGCUCGGGGAACGCCAGACCUCGCUAGUACACUGCGGGCUCUCCACUAAGGAUUGCAGCUGGUUUAAUUAGAGACUCGGGUGAACAUGAAAGAUUAAAUAUGGAACAAGGCUGGGGACAGGCGGGAAGACGGCCAGUUUGGGUUAAUGUGCCGAUACAGGUACCUGCAGAAUUAAUUACGCCAGGACUCGGGCGAUGUGGGGAGGCUGUCGCUGCUCCAUCCCAGCACGGUCUUAGUCACCACUAAGAGCCAUGGCAUGAGGUGGGCACGGUAUGAAUCCUCUUCGGGGCUGCGUUAUUCGCCUGUCAUUAAAAGCAUCAGUGCUGGGUUGUUU